Chiroxiphia lanceolata (lance-tailed manakin) is the source of this 3046-nucleotide messenger RNA. RefSeq names its product solute carrier family 45 member 3 (gene SLC45A3). Gene Ontology annotation, cellular component: membrane. Gene Ontology annotation, molecular function: sucrose:proton symporter activity. The coding region runs from base 1036 to 2748 and encodes 570 amino acids. The record is from RefSeq and is a predicted model, not a curated record. The transcript has 5 exons. NCBI's taxonomy places the organism in Eukaryota, Metazoa, Chordata, Aves, Passeriformes, Pipridae. Gene Ontology annotation, biological process: transmembrane transport.
UCCCUGUUGUAGAAGUUUGGGGAAACUGAGGCCAAAGGGCAAGAAGUGCCUGCUGUCAGUGUGGAUCAGACACCCCACAUCUGGCUGUGAAAGGUCUCCCUGAGAUGCCAAAUCCCACUGGGAUGGACAAAGUGCUGCCAGCUCACCUGGGAGAAGGUUUUGCCUGACUCCUUCCACACCAGGGCAAAGCUACAGAGCCCCAAAGCCAAACCAGUCCUCCCGCAUAUUCCAUGGGAUAAAUUGUCCUGGAAGGGAUUAGAUGAGUGGAUUAAGGGAAGUGCCUUGCAGCUGGGACUGUUACUUAGAGCCAGACUGUUACCUGCAAAGCUGUGGGGAACAUCUUGCUGGCAUUAGAAAGAAAAUAAUAAUAAUGCCACGUCCUAAAUCUCUGCUGGGUGUUGUGAAACAGCAGAUCAGUGAGGGAAGGUUUUAAUACCGAGACGGGGCUUUGGGCCAAGCUCAGGUGUGAGCCCAGAGCUGGGCUUUGUGUCUGGGCAGGUUUGGGGCAGCACUGAGCGAGCUGGGGGUUCUCAGGGGUGGUGCUGGCAGGCUGUGUUUGCUCUGGGUGAGGGGCCCGGGCGCAGGAGUGGUUUGGUGCUGAGAACACACCUGUUAUCAGCAGGCAGGGAGGGCCCUGAAACCAAAGCUGUGUCUGUCCCAGCUCGGUUCCACCUCUCCUUGCCUGCAAACUACUUAAGUAGCUUUUCCUGAAUGCUGCAGUUCCCGGGCUGGGCGCUGCAGGGAUCACCUGCCACCGUGGGGAGGAGCCCACAGCAUGUGAGCAGCAGGGGAAGCCUGGAGUGGGAUCCCUGCCUGCCCACGCCUGGACUCGACACUGCUGGGGCCACGUCUUGCAAUAAGAGGAAGAGGAAAAGACAGUUCAGCCACCAUUCCUAAAAAUGGGAAGCAGCAUCUAUCCAGCAACCCGGGAAGGGGAGCUCCAGGGGCAUCCCUGGCAGUGCUGCCGCCAGAUGGACACAGCCCUGUGCCAGUGAGGGGUCAGGGCAGUGUGGCUCGGGGGGCUGUGGGGGCAGCAUGUUCUUCCAGAGCCGCAGGACCCAGCUGCUGCUGGUCAACUCGCUGACCUUCGGGCUGGAGGUGUGCCUGGCUGCAGGGAUCACCUACGUGCCACCGCUGCUGCUGGAGGUGGGCGUGGAGGAGAAGUUCAUGACCAUGGUUUUGGGGAUAGGACCAGUCCUUGGCUUGGUUUUUGUCCCUCUGAUCGGAUCUGCCAGCGACCACUGGCACAGCAGCUACGGCCGGAGGAGACCUUUCAUCUGGAUGCUUUGCCUGGGAGUCCUGCUGAGCCUCUUCGUGAUCCCCCACGCCAGCAGCCUGGCCAGCCUGUUUGCCCUCAACCCUCGCCCCCUGGAGAUCGCCUUCCUCAUCCUGGGCAUCGGGCUGCUGGAUUUCUGCGGCCAGGUGUGCUUCACUCCCCUGGAGGCCCUGCUCUCCGACCUCUUCCAGGAGCUGGACAACUGCCGCCAGGCCUUCUCCAUGUACGCCUUCAUGAUCAGCCUGGGGGGCUGCAUCGGGUACCUGCUGCCAGCCAUCGACUGGGGGGGCAGCUUCCUGGCCCCCUACCUGGGAGGGCAGGAGACCUGCCUCUUCAGCCUCCUCGCCGUCAUCUUCCUCGGCUGCGUGCUGGCCACGCUCUUCGUGACGGAGGAGGCGGCCGCCCAGGGGGACGCUCUGGAUGGCCCGGCCCCGAAGGACGCGUCCCCGAAGCCCUCCCCUGCCCGCUGCCCCUGCCAGCUGUCCCGGGGCUCCUGCCUGCUGCAGGCCAGGCGGGCGCUGCAGGCCCUGAGGAACCUGUGCUCGCUGGUGCCGCGGCUGCACGGCCUCUACUGCCGCAUCCCCCGCGUCAUCCGCCGCCUCUUCGUGGCCGAGCUCUGCAGCUGGAUGGCCCUCAUGACGUUCAUGCUGUUCUACACCGACUUUGUCGGGGAAGGGCUGUACCACGGCGUGCCCAGGGCCAAGCCGGGCACGGAUGCCAGGCGGCACUACGAUGAAGGUGUGCGGAUGGGCAGCUUGGGCCUCUUCCUGCAGUGCAUCACCUCCAUCUUCUUCUCGACAAUCAUGGACCGGCUGGUGAAGCAGUUUGGGACCCGGGCAGUGUACCUGGCCAGCGUGGUGUUCUUCCCCGGGGCCGCCUUCGUCAUGUGCCUCUCCCACAGCGUCACCGUCGUCACCAUCUCCGCGGCCCUCACGGGCUUCACCUUCUCCGCGCUCCAGAUCCUGCCCUACACCCUGGCAUCCCUCUACCACCACGACAAACAGGUGUUUUUGCAUAAAUACAAGAGCAAAGAGGAGGAAGACGCAGCUCUACUGGACAAGAAAUCAGCCUUCUCUAAAGGCCUCCUCCCCAGCCAGAAGCUGCCUUACCAGAAUGGCCAUGCUGGGAGCCUCUUCUCCUCCUCCUCUUCCUCCUCCUCCCCUUCCUCCCCUCCUGCUGCCCCCAGCUCCGCUCUCUGCGUCAGCUCCUCCUGCGACGUCUCGCUCAUGAUGAUGGUGGGGGAGCCGGACCCGGCGGCCCCCGGCAGGGGGAUCUGCCUGGACCUGGCCAUCCUGGACAGCGCCUUCCUGCUCUCUCAGGUCGUGCCCUCCCUCUUCAUGGGCUCCAUCGUGCAGUUCACGCAGUCGGUCACGGCCUACAUGGUGUCGGCCGCCGGCUUCGGCCUGGUCGCCAUUUACUUCGCCACCAAAGUCGUCUUUGACAAGAGCGACAUGGCCAAGUACUCUGUGUGACGUGGGGGGGCCCUGCACGUGGUGAGAUGAGGGGGGGGUGUGUGCCCACACGGCCACUCGUGGGGAGCCUCGUGUGGCACCCGCCGUCCCCGAGCUGUCGCUGCGGCCCCGGGGGUGGUUCUGGGGCCGGGGGCAGGACGGGGCUAAUCUCAGGUGUAAAUAUGAGCCAUCAGGGCAUUGUGCUUGGGGCCAGCAGUGCUUUCCAGAGGUGCCUUUAUCAAAAGGGAGCACGGCACAGGCAGCACCAAAGGGGUUGUGGCAGGGAGAGGAAGGAACUGGACUUUCCCUCUAAUAACGG